This is a messenger RNA of Esox lucius (northern pike), 3718 nucleotides long. RefSeq lists its product as uncharacterized. The transcript has 4 exons. Bases 1566 to 2987 code for a protein of 473 amino acids. Lineage: Eukaryota; Metazoa; Chordata; Actinopteri; Esociformes; Esocidae. The record is from RefSeq and is a predicted model, not a curated record.
GCUGUCUACGAGAAAGAGACAGAGAGAAGAACAACAGCUAAUUGUUAUAUAACUUAUUUUGUAAAUGGUUGAUUCUGAUUGGCUGGGAGGAUGUCACGAGAGGUGUAAGAGGAAGGUGGCAAGAAGUCUAGGGCAGAAGUCCCUCCACUUGGCUAUAUGUAACUGGUUGUCUGGCCUCCUGGUGGUUAUUCCUUACUUAAAACAUGAAACUUCCUCAUCUUGUAUGUCAUGUAAUGUAUGUAUGUAAUACACCACACAAUGGAUGUCAUCAUUUAGGCUACCUUUUUCUUAGAGGGUGGUACUAUGUCCUCUUCAUCCCCAAUACGCUCCUCCUCUUCGCUGGCCCGCUGGGAGGGAGAGAGAAAGUGAGAGGACAAAGUUGCCUACUGUGCCGGUGUCAUACCUUGUUACAGCUACUGGUAAUGCACUUUAUUAUAAAAGUCUUACUUAUCUUUACUGUAUUGCAAUGUAACAACACACACUGGAUGCAGACUGGUAGUGUACCUUGUUCUUUGAAGGCCUGUCAUGACGCGCCUCAUCCUCCUCCUCCUCCUUCUCCUCCUCCUCCUCGUGGUUGUAUUUAGAAGGACAUCUCUUUUUAUUGUCAACCUUGACAGAGAGAAACAGACUGACUUUUAGCCCAACUCUUAUUAACUUACGUUACACCACCUUGCACAUACAUCUUGUCAACAAAGCACAUGAAAUCAUCAUAGAUGACACAAUUACAAACCUACACACAUGCCUACACAUUAAGAAACAAGAGAGAGAGGGGGAGAUCAUUUAAGUAAAGCACCAAUUGGUGCAGUCAGUUACCCUUUUCUUUGAAGCCUUCUCAGUCUGCCCCUGAUCACGGUACUUUGAGUUUGGGAUGUUUUGUUUGCUGUGUGACUUCUUUCUCCAUCUCGAUCCCACGCAGUUUAAUUUGGAGAGUUUUUUUCAAAUUCUGGUGCAAUAAAAUUAAAAUGUUAUCAUGAACUGCAAACGUUUGUCUAAUCAUGCUUAACGUUACCAAAUCUAACAUUAGUCCCAAUUGGACUUCGCUUACAUUAGCAAAUUAUGUAGCUAACAUGAGCCAGAAAGCGAAGCUAUUGCUAACCAGGGACCUAGCAAGAUCCAUUUUAGACUUCUUUAAGAGCGAGAAAAAACAUUAAAUGUGGUAUGUAACUACAUAACGUCAGAUAAAGUUAGCAUGUAACAUACUUGCCACGUCAAUAAUUCUUGCUCGGUGCACCGGCCAGGGUUGGCGGCCUUUUCGCCAUUCCACCAGCUUCUCGUUUUUUUCAGUCCUUUCAAGAAAUGUUUUUACUGAAAAAUUCCGGACACAGUCGAGAGCCAAAAUACUAUGGGCCCCUCUAUCCUCACCCUCAGUCCAUUCAAGUAGGACAUAGCGGAUCUCCAACGCUGAUAUCGCCAUUUUUACGCCCAGCCGUUAUCUUUCGGCGCGAAAGAUAGUGUGCUGGGCCGCAUGCGGAUGACGUCAUCAACUACGCGACGCUGUAGCGGCUGAUCGGUGGCAGCAGAGUGGAGAAAUGCAAUUUAGACGCAAUUAAAGAAAAGCAAUAGAUAUGGAUCCAGUACGUUACAAAAGGUACCUCGUUGACGACGAAGCACCCGUUCCAGAAAGAACAAAGAGAAGACGUAAACGAAAGGACAUUUCUGAAGAUAUGGGUGAUGAUGAAGAAGCUGUGGCCUCUUCUUCUACAACUCAGUAUCUCACCCAAGAGGACAAUCAAGAUGACCCGGUGUCUACUGCUUCUGAUGACACAAUGAACCAACCCAUACCUGGCCCUAGCUCUUCACCUGGGGAGCCAGUAGAGGAACAUCUAGAAGACCCCACAAGUCCAACUUUAGACCAGAAACCAACAAAAGAACAGGUGGAACUCCUGCUGCUGGCAUUAAAACUCAAACAUGGAUUAACAAAUAGAGCCUUGGAGGACAUCAUGCAUCUUAUCAACUUUAUUGCUGGUCCUGGUGGGGAAUUGGUUAGUGGCUCAAAGUACCUUUUCUACAAAGCAUUUGAUUCAGUGAAAGACAUAUUAGAAGUACAUUAUGUGUGCAAGAGUUGCAAGGUAAGCAUGCAGGAAGGUCCCUUUAAUGUCAAGUGCCCAGUCUGUGACCAGGACACAUCAAAAGCGCAUGCACAAAAAGACCAGUGUUUUUUGUACUUGCCACUAAAAUACCAAAUUAAAAAACUGCUUGAGGACCACCAAUUAGGGAAACACCUGAAACACCGCUUUGAGAAGAAGGAUGCCUCCAUCAAAGAUAUAUAUGAUGGACAUUUAUACAAAAAACGAUCACCCCUUGCAUCACCAGACAGCAUAUCACUGACUUUCAACUGUGAUGGAGUGCCAGUGCACAAAUCAAACACAAAAAGUUUGUGGCCAAUUUUGUGUACUAUUAAUGAACUGCCAAUACAGCUACGUGCAAAACAUGUUAUGCUUUGUGGCCUGUGGUUUGGUCAAAACAAACCAAAUAUGAACACUUACAUGAAACCAUUUGUCGAUGAAUGCAUAGAGUUGUACUCUAAUGGUCUUAUAUGGGAAAGUGAAAGUGGGGAAAUUGUCACAAGUAAAGUACUGCUUACUACCAUGGUGGCAGAUUCAGUUGCUCGGCCACUGAUUCAGAACUUUAAACAGUUUAAUGGUGAGUUUGGGUGUUCUUUUUGUAUGCAGAAAGGAACAAGUGUGCUAAAACGCAGGGGGCGUGUAAGGGCUUAUCCCUAUGAAAAAGCAGAGUUGAGGAAUCCCUCCCAGACUGAUGAUCUGGUGGAAGAGGCUCUUGCUGGAAACCCCACUAAGGGAGUGAAAGGGCCUAGUAUUUUGUCUUGUCUACCUGAUUUUAAUAUCAUUGAUGGCUGUGUUCCAGAUUAUAUGCACAGUGUGCUGCUGGGUGUAGCAAGAAGCAUCACCACGCUGUGGUUUCAUUCUGAAAACAACCAAUCGCCAUGGUAUAUCGGACACUCAACAGAACAGAUUGAUGACAUUUGAACUUCUAUUAAACCCCCCUGUAAUGUUUCCCGUGUCCCUCGCUCAGUGAAAGAGAAAAAGUUCUGGAAGGCACACGAGUGGAACAUGUGGUUGUUUUAUUACAGCAUACCAACAUUGAAAGGGGUCUUACCUGAAAAAUAUCUGAAGCACUGGUUUAAGUUGGUAAAGGGGGUUUCUCUUCUACUCGGUGAGAAUAUAUCACCACUGCACAUAUCAGAAUCUGAGGGGUUGCUAACAGAGUUUGUUCAGGAAAUGGAGACCCUUUAUGGGAUCAAUAAUGUCACUUUCAAUGUACAUUUGUGCCUUCAUCUGCCCAAUACUGUGAGGAACUGGGGUCCCCUCUGGGCACAGUCUGCAUUUGUGUUUGAGUCAUACAAUGGGAUCAUUUUAGAUAUGAUAAAGAGCAGCCAGGGAGUUUCUCUGCAGAUAAUGAAAACAGUUUGGCUACAGGUUGCAUUUCCAUCAUUUUCCCAAAAAACCAUGGUGGCAGCUUCUGAUGAUUACUUAGCUCUCUUAGAGUCUUUUUCAGUUGAGAAAAAAAUGGUGCAGGAAGUAAGUCGCUGUCAUGGUGUUACAUCUCUGGGUAGGCCUAAAAUUUGUAUGAUCAGAAAUGAUGAUUUUCUGGCCUUGAACAGCAUCAGCAACCUUGAAAAUAGAGUCACUGUGAAGUAUUUUUGCAGAGUAGUGGUUAAUCUUGAAAUAGUUCAUUCACAAAACUACUCACGUACUUU